AUGAAAAGCAUGGCCUACAACGGGAACGUCUCCCCGCCCCUGGAAACCCUGCCAGGGAUGCGGCGAGAUCCUCGCAGUGCUCACCGUAUGCAUACAUCAACGUCGACAGAGAGCGAGGCAGGAGCUCAGGCGUUCAAUCUCCGACAAAAGUACGCUGAGUUACUCAUACACUACUAGGAGUCGGGACUGCUUUUUGGUCCGAUAAUUCAGCGUACGUAGCAGUUUACAUCCGGAACAGCACACGUAGCCAUUCGGCUACCCUGCCAGGGUGGGGAGAUUUCACCCUGUCAAGGUCACCCUGGAAAGACUACGCUGCAGGCUUGACCCAAUGGCAGGGUGGGUACCCUGCGAGGGUACUGAUCCCACACCCUGUACGUACCCUGCCACUCAGGGACCCUCGCGGGGUGCACACCCUGGGAAAACCCUGUGGAGACCGUGUCAGCCAAGUGGUACUGACGGGGCCGAAAAUUAGGACAUUUUCCUUUCGAAAUUUAUAUGUUUGGUCGUUUUCUCUUUGUAUUUUUUGUUUCAUUUGUCUUUUUUUUGUUUUCCCUUGUCCCUUGCAGCAGCAUGUACUGUAGUGCUCCUAGACGUACACACACGCUCAAGCUCAUAUACGCCAUAUAUGUCGCCUUUUGACACCCCCCCGCCCCCCGCCCUGAUCCGUGCCUUUCCUUGCUUCCCCCUCCCUUCGUAACAUGUACAACUCCGGCGCGUCAAUUCCAUCAACAAACAACGUACCGCAUGAUACUGCUUUUAUGAAGGGACCUCAGGGCACCCAAUAUAUACCUCCCCUCCAGGGUACAUGACGACGUCACCGAUUGCACGUACAGAGGCCGAACGCUGCACGCAAUAUAUAAUGCUUCUUCGACAUAACACGAACGAACACGCUCCAUGUGCCCAGCAUAGCCAGCUGGCAAUGAAUGCC
Molecule: messenger RNA, 928 nt
Organism: Ectocarpus sp. CCAP 1310/34
Lineage: Eukaryota; Phaeophyceae; Ectocarpales; Ectocarpaceae
Source: the annotation of a GenBank genome assembly